Messenger RNA from Arachis duranensis, 2295 nucleotides. RefSeq names its product nuclear/nucleolar GTPase 2. Gene Ontology annotation, molecular function: GTP binding. NCBI's taxonomy places the organism in Eukaryota, Viridiplantae, Streptophyta, Magnoliopsida, Fabales, Fabaceae. Bases 127 to 1812 code for a protein of 561 amino acids. The record is from RefSeq and is a predicted model, not a curated record. The transcript is spliced from 11 exons. Gene Ontology annotation, cellular component: nucleolus.
UCCCACCACCAUUUUCCACAGUCAAAACCCUAACACUCAGCUGCAUUUCGCGGCACAGUUCGCUUUCUGUUAUUAACAGGUAACAACCAACGAACUCUCUCUACAUCGGUCCGAAAGAGAGCAUCAAUGGCGAAGAAGAAGGAGAAGAAAGUGAACGUGUCCGGGAAGCCGAAACACUCCCUGGACGUGAACCGCAACAAUGGCGCCGCCACCAAGGAAAACACCCGCUCCGCCUCCACCGUCCGCCGCCUCAAGAUGUACAACACGAGGCCCGUCCGAGACCGCAAGGGCAAGAUCCUCAGCCACGAUCUGCAGUCCAAGGACCUGCCCGCUACUCGCAUCCAGCCUGACCGCCGCUGGUUCGGUAACACUCGCGUGGUGAAUCAGAAAGAGCUUGAGGUCUUCAGGGAAGAGCUGCAAAGCCGAAUGUCAAGUAACUACAAUGUUAUUCUGAGGGAGAAGAAGCUUCCCUUGUCGCUCCUCAGCGAUCACCAGAAGCAAGCAAAGGUUCACCUUCUUGAUAGAGAGCCUUUCGCGAAUGCAUUUGGGCCAAAGACUACGAGAAAGCGCCCAACCCUCUUGGCUGCUGAUUACGAGUCCUUCGUUAAGAAAGCUGAUGGUUCUCAAGAGGCUUUUGAACAGAAGUUUGGUGCUAGUGGAUCUUCAGAUGCUAAUGAAGAAGAUGGAUUUAGGGACUUAGUGCGGCAUAAUAUGUUUGAAAAAGGUCAAAGUAAACGUAUUUGGGGUGAACUCUACAAGGUCAUUGAUUCUUCUGAUGUUGUUGUCCAGGUUCUAGAUGCUAGGGAUCCACAAGGCACAAGAUGUUACCAUUUAGAGAGGCAUUUGAAGGAACAUUGCAAGCACAAACAUAUGAUUCUUUUAUUGAACAAGUGUGAUCUACUUCCUGCUUGGGCUACAAAAGGAUGGCUUAGAGUUUUGUCAAAAGAAUAUCCAACUCUAGCAUUCCAUGCAAGCAUUAAUAAGUCCUUUGGAAAGGGUUCACUUCUAUCAGUUCUAAGACAAUUCUCUCGAUUGAAAAGUGACAAGCAAGCUAUAUCUGUUGGAUUUGUUGGAUAUCCAAAUGUUGGAAAAUCUUCAGUGAUCAAUACAUUGCGUACAAAAAAUGUCUGCAAGGUUGCUCCAAUUCCAGGGGAAACAAAAGUCUGGCAGUAUAUAACACUUACAAAGAGGAUCUUUUUGAUUGAUUGUCCAGGAGUUGUUUACCAAAACAAGGACUCUGAAACAGAUGUUGUCCUUAAGGGCGUGGUACGUGUUACAAACUUGCAAGAUGCUGCAGACCAUAUAGGUGAGGUCUUGAAACGUGUGAAGAAGGAGCACCUGAAAAGAGCGUAUAGAAUAAAUGAGUGGGUGGAUGAAAAUGACUUCCUACUUCAGCUUUGUAAAUCAACGGGAAAACUUCUUAAGGGUGGGGAGCCUGACCUGAUGACCGCAGCAAAGAUGAUUCUUCAUGAUUGGCAGAGGGGAAAGAUACCAUUUUUUGUUCCUCCUCCACGACUAGAUGACUUACCUGAGGAAACCAAUGUCAAUGGUGUAGACAUAGAUGAAGCAGUUGAUGCCAACCAGGCAUCUGCAGCUAUGAAAGCUAUUGCAAAUGUUCUAUCAUCCCAACAACAAAGAAAUGUGCCUGUUCAAAAGGACUUGUACAAUGAGACUGAGUUGCAAGGAGAAACAGCCGACCAACUUCAAAAUAUGGAGGAUAAUUCAGACGAAGAGAACUCAACGUCUGACAGUGACACAUCUGAGCAGGAUCCAGCUACUGAUGCCCCACCUGAGAAGCUUCCUUCUACAUAGCAGGUUCCCUUCAAACGAGCCAAAGUUCCAGUUGCAGUCGUAGCCUUUGUGGAAUUAUGUAUCAAAUCACAAGUUGCUUGAAAAUCUGGAAAGAGCAUGCCCCUUUCCCUUCAUUUUGAUUCUGUUUCCUUGCAUAGGCUGGUACUUAUGUUGGGAGUUGGGACAUCAUCUUCUGCGUCACAUAUACACAUGUCAAAUGCAUCAGUUUUGUUCUCAGCUGUUCUGUUUGGUCAUGUAAAUCAAAGCUCGAGUGAAAGUCAACGAUGAUUUUGGUUCAUAUAUCAUAGUGAAUAUUCUAUUAUAUAGAAAAUAGGAAAUUGCUGGAUUUUGUUUCCUUGAGCAGGAGUUUUAGUGGUAUAGUUUUGUAAUUUGUAUGGAAAUUUUGUUUAAUCUUGUUGCACAUUUACUAUCCUAAUUGUGAUUUGUGAACUAGGGAACAUUUAUUUAUUUUUAUUCAAUUUAAUAUUAUCAUAUUGCCAUCCA